AUGGCCAUGGUCGGGCACGAGAGCGAGAACGAAGCGUUGCUCGCUGAGGUCGAGCGCGCGGAUGUGAACGAGAAGGGCUUCGUACCUGAUGAGCUGAGAACCCAGAUUUUCCGGAAAUUGAGAGCCAGACAAGAGAACCGAACCUGCUUCGAUUGUCCCGCGAGAAAUCCAACGUGGAUUUCACUUAGUCAUGGGUAAGGCAAAUUUUAGAUGGAAAAUCACAUGGUAGUAACAACAUCGCUAUCAACGACAGUAAGUUUUAGGAAUAAAGUUCAUGAAGCAGCGAACUCCUAGUUUCGAGCAUCUCUUUUUCUCUCUCUACAACGAACUCCGACAACCCAAAAAGGUGCUAUGUGUGCCUGGUUUGCAGUGGUGAGCACAGGCGGAUGGGUGUGCAUAUCAGUUUCGUCCGCAGUGUGGAACUAGACUCAUUUAACAAAGAGCAGUUAGUCCAGAUGAUAGUUGGCGGGAAUAGCAAGGCACGUGCUUAUUUGAAAUCCAUCGGCAUUGAAGGCAAGAGGAAAGAUACCGACUCCGCGGGUGGGAGGAAGGUAGUUGCUUUUUGUUUUAAGUUUCCAGGUCUUCAGUCUUGUAAACGAAUCCUACAGUGCAAAAAGGUGAAAAUCAAUGACCUAAAAAUCUACAGUGCGACUACGGUGACAAGAGUUGUCUCAAGUAUCGUCAGGAGCUCGAGAAAAACACGCACGCACAGUGUAGAGCGUUAGGGAUCCACGUCUCCGGUGGAUCAGCAGCUAGUAGUGCCGCAGCAGGAGCCUCUUCCUCGAGUAGACAACCCGCAUCAGACCCCUUUGCCAAUGGAGGUGGAAACUCAAUGCCGUUUGCUGCUGCUCCUGGCUCUGGUGAUGCCUUUGGCGCACAAGCUGGAGUGUAUCAGAAGUUAGAAGUAGGAACAAACGGAGGUGGAAGUAGUAAUGGCGCAGCUGGAGGAAUGGUUAGUAAUGGAACAACAUCAACAUCACAUGCUGCGGAAGACCUAGCGAGCGAGCUGUUCAAAGAUUUUAAAAGCUUCCAAAACCCAACACCAGUAGCUGCUCCAGCACCAACUAGUGACAUCAUGUCAAACGGUCGGGGAGGAGCAAUUUUUGGUGGUGGCUCAGCGUCACCGAACCGGCCUCAUAGUAACAGUAAUGAUGGCCCAAUCUUUGGCGCUGGUUUUUCCUCGGGGCCAUCCUCAACAUCAACGCACUUCGCCUCUAGUAGUGGGAAUGUGCCUAAAGCAGCGAAGGCGACAGAGCUCGUUGAUGACUUCGAUUUCGACUUCUUUGAGCAGGUGUCAACAUUUUCAAUAUGACGUAGUUUUUUAGGUUUCUUGAUAACCAUCUCAAUCGUCGGAACAUUUUUUGGUAUCAGAUUUCCCCGAAAGAAAUCGAAAGACAUCGUCCCUUGAAAAAUCUGUCUUCUCGUCAUGCCAAACAGGAGGCCACCCGUGUUGUCGAACCUGUCGCUACUUCAUCCCGACCUGUCGAAGGAUCUUAUGGCCUACCGGAUAACUCUCCAGCAGAGCAGUCGGCGCCAUCGCUAACAGCUCCUAUACCUGGCAGUGCUGAGCAACAUAACACACCGAUUUUUGGCUUCGGUCCUCCACCAACUAGUUCAGGUUCUGGAUUUGGGUCCCAGCCAUCUUCUUUUACGCAGCCAGCGGCUUCAAUCAAUAACAAUCUGCAAGCAAAAAAGGCGUUUGGGUAUAACUUUUAGGGUCUAUUAACUUUUAGGGCUUUUACGACUUGUAGGAUUUCGACUUGUACUAGGAUGUAACAAUUCGACUUUCUAAAUGAAACAGGACGUUUUCAAAAAGCAACAUCAAGUUGAUUUAGAUUUUUCCAUCACAUCAGAUCUGCUGACGUUUUCGCCAAUGCCAGUGCCAAUUCCGGUCCAGCUUUAGACCCGAAUUUGCGAGGUAAAACCGCCUUUGGAUCAGAUGCCUUGUUUGGGCGUCAGGACAGCGGUUCGAGCGAUGGCGGCGGCCAGGCGAAUCAGCUCUACAAUAAAGCAGUAGAGAAAGGGCACGAGUAUGCCCGUCAGGGAGCGGAGAAAUUGCGCGGUGUUUUGGAUAACUACCUGAAGCGGUAGGUCGCGGUGAUGGAGCACAACGAUUUUAGAUUUUUUGGACAUUUCAUAGCACCUUUGUGACGAUCCCAAAGAGGAUCGCUUCUCUGUCGCAAAGUAGACGAGGAACUAUAACUAUUGAUUUUUUGAAAGCCCUAGGGCUUGGGAGGGUGGUUCUCUGCCCUAAACACAUUUUAUCCUAACAAUGAACUCAGAAUUAAUCUGAACUUGUACCGAAAAAAUGAAAAUGUAAGGUAGAUCUGACAACUUUCAACAUCGUAAUUGUAUCUAAUCUUUUCGUCUGAGUAAAUCUCCGUCUAUCAGUAGACUUUUGGUUUGGGUUUUAAUAAUUGUAUUCAUUGGAGGCAUGGAUCCAGCUCUCUUGUUUUCAUAUCCACGACACAAAUUGGAUCUAAAGAAGCUAAAACAGUCGAAUUCACCUUGAAUGGAACCACGAUUCUAAGAAAUAUGUCAGCCUUUUUGAUGAAACCAGAACAUCGUUGUGUCGUUUACCUCAGCCGCGAGGCGUGUUCCGGCAUUCACAGAAGUAGGAGAAAUUACAGACGAAGACUCAACUUCGCAGAUCAGGAUCAGUGACAGAACGCUCAAGACCACCCACUGUACCUUCUAAAGGAGAUCAAACCAGCGAUCCACACGUAGUCGUAGAUCCACGUAGUUGGUUUUGAAGAAGUUCCACAAAAGCACUCUCAACAGAAAAAUUUUGACG
Molecule: messenger RNA, 2794 nt
Organism: Amoebophrya sp. A25
Lineage: Eukaryota; Dinophyceae; Syndiniales; Amoebophryaceae
Source: the annotation of a GenBank genome assembly